Messenger RNA from Cuscuta europaea, 3021 nucleotides. NCBI's taxonomy places the organism in Eukaryota, Viridiplantae, Streptophyta, Magnoliopsida, Solanales, Convolvulaceae. The record is from the annotation of a GenBank genome assembly.
GGCCAAAAUUACAAACAGAAUUAACAAUGGCCUGGGCAAGGUUCCGGCCAUUUUGACUAAUGGAUUCUUGAUCGAUUCUUUUUGUUUUGGCAAAACGUUAAAAAGAGUAAAAAAAAAACAUUGAAAUGAUAUGAUCAAGCCACCAUCUUCCAUCACCUAUGGCUCAUAUGAUCAUCCCUUAAAAUGUGAGAAAAGAUGGCCUCUUUUCAACUGGAAAUCUCCCCUUCUUCAGAGUUCGAUUUUAUAAUGAGGAAUCAUCAUAGCCGCCAAAACCAUUGCAACACCGGAGAUUCCACCUCUUUCCCGGAGAAUCUACAGGAUUUGGUGCAUUCUUGCAUUUCUGAUGACCCAAGGAAUUCAAAUUUAGCGGAUUCCAACGACAAUGUCAACAACGUUGUCAACCUAACAGAUUUAUGGGUUCACAAACCGCAAUAUCUCACGAACAUCAAUGAGAAAACUCCGAAGAAGCGAGGCAGCAACAAGACAACGGAUAAUUGGGACAAAGCAAGAAAAAAGGUCUUCCCCAAGCAGGGAAAGUACGCUAACAAAGUAGCUUUUGUCGGAGAGCCGUUAGAGGCACCUAGGGUCGUCUCUUCACUUGUGAAAAAGUGGAGAGACUUUGAGGCCGAGGCCAAACCUCUAGCGUCUGGUGACAACAAUAAUAACAACAACAUUAACAAUAAUAGUAACGAUUCAUCAUCUUGCCCUACUAGAACAAACUCUGGUGUGACAUUACUCCAAGAGAGCAUUUCAUUUGUUGACAUUCCUCCAACAUGGUCAAGAGAUUGUGACUCAUCCUCUAAUGAAGACGAGUCACCAACGAACGACAACGACUCAUUUAAGGAUUGGGAAUCAGAUAGGCGGGCAGUGAGCGCUCCACCCUCCGUUCGAGGAAGGGAUUCCGAUGCAACAGAGAGCGAAAGGGUGAGAGUAAUCGACAUCAUCAAGAAACUCACCUCUAGUGGUGGCGAUGAUAAUCAAGACCGUGAGCACAUGAGCAAUGUGGCGGUGAAUGAAGCGCCGCCGCUCGCUCGGGUUAAUAAAUCUUGUACUGAACAUGGGAGUUCAAAUUGUCCUGUUGUGCAGUCGCCUCGCAUCAGCAUUAGAGGUCGUCAAGCGCUGAAUGAUUUGAUUGUGCAAAUAGAACGGGAGAGAGCCAGGGAGCUUGAAGGACUUAUGGAACGUAAAGCAGUAUCUAAAUUUCAACAAAAGGGCCGCAUUCAGGCUAUGCUCAAGCUUAAAUUUCUGAGACGUGAGGCGAAUAUGAAAGAUGCACCACGGGGAAACUCAAGUUGCAUUACGCCUGAAUCAAGUAGGUCAACGAAAUCUUCUAUACUGCACCUUAGGGAGAAAUUCAAAGAAGUUGUUCAAAAAGGUUUAGCAGAUUCAAAAGCCACCAUUGAAGAAGCUUCCGGUGACAAAAACUUAGAACUCGAAACUGUUUCCACAUCAAAACCCGAAAAGGAGAGCCACCGUGAAGAGACUCCAGAUGAACUCUAUCAAAAUAAAAAAGAAGCUACAAAAAAUGCCUCAAAACAAAUGGAUGAAAUAGGAACAUCAGUUACUCAAGCAAGAUGUGAAGUAAGAUGUGAAGAUGAGUUUACAAAAUGUGUAGAUACGGUGAAAGUUAUUCGUAAGAAUAGUAAUGAAUGCAAAAAUAUGAGUGAAUGGGAGGAGAACGAUUGGAGCUGGGUGAGUGAUUGCUCUCACGAUGAUGCAAAUAGUAGCAGGUGGGAUCAACUGCAAUUUGAUUUCCAACAAGAUGAUGAUCUCCAACAGCGUGUAGAAGAAAUGUGUCAAGAUUGGAUUAAUGAUGUUUCCCGCCCUCGUAGUCAAUGGGAAGACCUAAGGCAAGCAAGAUACCAAGAGAUGCUCGAUCCUUUCUUUAAUAAUGGUGACUUGCAACAACUUCUUGAGAGGAAAAGUGUUUCAAAUUUUCUUUCAGGUGAAAAGAGAGACAAAAUAGAUCAAUUGAUGAUAUCUCGCUCACAAAAACAACCAACCAUAGUAAAUAGUGGCAUUGAACAAACACAAGAGCAUGGGAUGGAAAUGGUUGAGGACAAGAUAGAAGAGGCAGUCCAAAGUGUUAUUGAAGGAAAUCUAAACCAAGAAGAGGAAGAGAAUGUAGAUAGUAUUAACAAUAACCAAAUACCACAACAUAAUAGUGAAUGUGAGAUAAAUGAUGAAUCUUAUCAUAUUGCAUCAACAUCUUUAUCUCAAGGUCAAUCACCUAACAUUAUUAUUCCUCAAGCUAAUGAAAUGAACUUUGUUGAUGAGUUAAUGGGUCAUAUGCACCAACUUCAUCAAGAGAUUUCAGAAAUAAGAAGAGCCAUCAUUGGUUGCAUAGAUAUGCAAAUGAAACUGCAUCAUUCAAUCAAGAACGAGGUUGCAUCCGCUUUUGAUAACUUAGGCAAACAAAAUGGGAGGACUUUGUCCAAGACAAAUUAUUGUAGUGUAUGUCAUGAGAUCACCAUCAAUUCACUUCUAUAUAGAUGUGGACAUAUGUGCACCUGCUUCAAAUGUGCCCAGGAGUUGCAACGUGCCAAUGAAAAAUGUCCAAUUUGCCGAGCUCCAAUAAUGGAUGUUGUUUUUGUGAAUCCAUCCACGCGUGAGGUUCUAUGAAGGUGAAUGUUAAUACACGUGAUUUCGAGGGGAGGAUCUAUGUACGGGGUAUGGUGGGCUGAAGGCCUGGAUAAAUUAGAAAAUUUUCAGUUUUUUUAGUGUAAAAUUUUUCAAUUUUCACAUUUAGCCCACCCUGCUAAUAUUUAAGCCUAGUAUAAUUCCUAUUCAGCUCAGAGCAUCUCGGGUUCCUAGAUCCGCCCCCUGGUGAUUUCCAUUGCUGAGACAACAUGAGCUAAAGAAAAUACAUAAACUAUUUGUUAGUUUUUGUGUAUAUUUGAGUUUGGAAAAUAGAAAGAUGAUACACAAUCUGAUUGACAUUAAUAGUCAUAUGUACUUCAUCCAAUUUUGUAGUACGCAAGAGUAAAUUCAACACAUGGGACGAAUUUGAGUACUCCCUCC